CUGAGGAGGUCUUCAUGGAGAUCCGGAAGCCUCUGGAAUGGCAUUGUAAACAAAUGGACCAUUUUGUGGGACUCAACUUUGCCUCCAACUUCAACUUUGCAUUAGUGGGGCACUUGCUCAAAGGAUACAGACAUCCCUCUUCCACCACUGUGGCCAGGACAGUCCGUAUCCUUCAUACGCUCCUGGGCCUGGUGGGAAAACACCGUAGCUGUGACAAGUUUGAGGUGAACACGCAGAGUGUGGCCUAUCUGGCAGCUUUGCUCACAGUAUCAGAGGAGGUGAGGAGCCGCUGCAGUCUAAAGCACAGGAAGUCAUUACUGCUCUCAGAAGUUACCAUGGAAAACUUUCCCAUGGACACGUACUCCGCGUAUGACACUGAACCUGGAUGCAGGCUACUGCGUGAAAACCAGCCCUGGGCUUCUCCGAAAGUGUCAGACCGCAGUCUUGCACCUCCGUACUCUGCAAUGGGGCAGACCAGCCUUCGCCCACGCAAAUCCAUGAGCGUAGACAUGGGCCAGCCGUCACAGGCCAAUGCGAAGAAACUUCUGGGCACUAGAAAGAGUUUUGAUCAUCUGAUUUCGGACUCAAAAGCCCCAAAGAGACCAGACAUGGAGUCAGGCAUCACCACACCUCCAAAGAUGAGACGAGUUUCUGAAAAUGACUAUGAGAUAGAAACUCAGCGAAUAGCCAACUCCCAUUUACGCAAAGUUUCUGUGUCUGAGUCCAAUGUCCUCCUAGACGAGAAUGUUCUCACAGACCCAAAGAUCCAGACGCUGCUCCUUACUAUACUGGCAACACUGGUGAAAUACACUACAGAUGAGUUUCAUCAGCGGAUCCUGUACGAGUAUUUGGCUGAGGCCAGUGUGGUGUUCCCCAAGGUCUUUCCAGUAGUCCAUAACCUGCUGGACUCCAAAUUAAGCACCGUCCUUUCCAUGUGCCAGGACCCCAACCUCCUGAACCCCGUCCAUGGCAUCAUUCAGAAUGUGGUUUAUCAUGAGGAGUCUCCUCCCCAAUACCAGCCGUCCUGCUUGCAGAGUUUCGGUUUCAACGGUCUUUGGAGGUUUGCCGGGCCCUUCUCUAAGCAAACCCAAAUUCCAGACUAUGCCGAGCUUGUGGUUAAGUUCCUAGAUGCUUUGAUUGACACUUACCUUCCUGGUAUCGAAGAAGAAGGAGGGGAGGAGUCACUGCGCACCCCCACCUCUCCAUAUCCGCCCACCGUCCAGAGCCAGCUCAGCAUCACGGCCAACCUCAACCUGUCCAACUCCAUGACAUCUCUCGCCACCUCACAGCACUCACCAGAGGGCCCUAUAGUUUAUAGACGGUCCCCAACUCUCUCCCAUCCACGAACCACAGAGGAGGUGCCACCGAAAACAGCUGCCUGUCUGCCUUGCUCUAAGUCAGCUGUAUUCCCACCUCACCUCGUCCUCCCAGGCAUCGACAAGGAGAACGUUGAGAUUUCUCCCACCUCGAGUCUCUCCACCAGUGGGCGAGCGCGACACGGGUCAGCCAGCCAGGUGCAGAAGCAGCGUAGUGCAGGCAGCUUCAAACGGCCAAGCAUCAAAAAGAUCGUCUGAGAAGAUUUGAAGCAUUUCUCUCUACUCCACGGCCAUCGUUCUUCUCCACGAAUCCUUUUUGCUUUCCGUCGUCCAGUUAACAAGGUUCCUGCAUUGAAGAACCGCUUAAGUGUUUGUUUUUUUAAUACCAGUUGAAGCUUGCCACACACUUGCCUAAAUGAACUACUUCAGGAGAAUGCACUGAACUCUUAUGUGUUGCACUCAACAUCGAAAAUGUCUUGGGACCGACCACAUUGAAAUGCUAAAUCUGUCUAGCUGAGGCGUCCACUCUUCGUUUUGCACAAACUUGAGAUUAUGUCCUCAUCGAUGUCUGAAAGAAACACAAGAAUGAGAAACUGAUCUGAUCAACCACUACAGCAAACAGAUGACCAACCGUGUGGAGACUCGCAGGCUCAUUAUCCUGGCCUGGCAUCUGGCCUUUUUCCAUUUUGUUCCGGACCCAAUACGGGAUGGACGAGGGGCCUGUCCUGUCCUGAUAUCCACAGGCUUGAAAUCUGGAUGGCGAUCCAAGAUUAUAUGUGUACUAUACUAUUGACGAUAAUAGCGAUCACAUGUUUUGGGUUCUUAUUUUAUCCAUUGUGUGCCUUUGUCAGGGUUUUCAGCUGUGUAUAGUUUGUAAAAUAGGCAAGACCUUGCUAAGGAAGGGAAAACAGGUACUAAUUAUGAAAACGUGUUGCGGCUUUAACAUUUACCAUAUUGUCCAUACGUCGCUACGGUGUAAACUGUACCAUGUGACCAUCAACUACGAGAAUAUCAUAUUGCAGCUUCUAAAUAUUUAUUCUGUAGAUAAUGUUUUCAGAGAUCACAUGAAGGUUUGCUUUGCGAUCGGUCGUAAAAAAAACAAUUCUAGAAGAGCAGCGGAUGAGUAUGUAUUUUUUUCCCCCCAAAAUGCACAAAUCAAACACGACAAAUUGGCAUUAAUAUUCAUGUUUUAGCAUUGUCUCACUGUGGUGCAAUAUGUUUUUUUAUUUGUUUCGUUGAACACUGUGUGUAUACAAAUUGCACAUGAUUUAAGUGUGUGAUCAGGAAAUAUCCAUGCACACUUUUAUCUUCCCCUGUUCCCGUCUCACUAACAGCUCACGUACAGCACAGGAAUCCCAAUCCCACCACAAACUGACAUAGUAACAUUGCACCAAAGACUAGUUUGCAAUAUUGUGAGGGGAAACUGUUGUGAACUCCAUUUAGCAUAUUUUUAUGUCGGUCUUGUCUAUGUUGUAUGCCUUAAAGAAUUAUUAUCUUCCAUACAGUUCUCACUAGCGUUGUAACCAUGUUUUUGGCAUUUAAUUUUAUCGUUUUCCCACUCGUCGCCUAACCAGUGAAUUGCAAAAUUAAACACAAUUGUGCCAUUUAAGUUGGAAUUAACAUGCCAUUUAUUUGCAGGGCUUCACGGUGUAUUUAACAUACAAUGGCCAUCAAAAUUGAAGUGGGCGAUUUUUGUGUGCAAUAUGUUUUCUGCAUUACUUUUCUGUCAUUAUUAUGCCAAUCUGCAAAUCUACAAGGAGGACACGGUAGUGUACCUAGUAACAGACUCAAGUACAUUGUCUCUUUGAAAUGCUUAUUAAAGGGAACUUGUAUUACUAAAGAAAAGGGUACCUGCCAAAUGUUUGAGGAUGGAAUAUUUAUGCAUAAUUUUAAUUUUAUGUUUCUGAAAGGAUUGCAUUGAAAUACUAGAUGUUUCACACUUAAAAUUGGGACCAAAUCAAUGUCAUUUUUCCAUUUCAUUUGUAGAUUUAUUUAACAUUUUCCUAUGUUUUACAACGUACUAUACUGCAGGUCCAAAAAUGUACGUUCAUGCUGACUUGUGGUCAUUUUAGGGCACCAAGUAUUUACAGUGAAAUAUCAUCCCAACAGCAGAUUUCAGAUCACAAUGAUCAAAAA
Sinocyclocheilus rhinocerous is the source of this 3452-nucleotide messenger RNA. Its product is annotated as neurofibromin-like. The transcript has 13 exons. Bases 15 to 1574 code for a protein of 519 amino acids. Lineage: Eukaryota; Metazoa; Chordata; Actinopteri; Cypriniformes; Cyprinidae. The record is from RefSeq and is a predicted model, not a curated record.